Molecule: messenger RNA, 1338 nt
Organism: Brettanomyces bruxellensis
Lineage: Eukaryota; Fungi; Ascomycota; Pichiomycetes; Pichiales; Pichiaceae
Exons: 1
Coding region: 1-1338 (445 amino acids)
Biological process (GO): aerobic respiration
Cellular component (GO): mitochondrion
Molecular function (GO): metal ion binding; metalloendopeptidase activity
Source: RefSeq, a predicted model, not a curated record
AUGCUCUCUAGAAGAUUCUUCUCGACCACUGUCAGAAAGCUGGCAAAAGCUGAGAUCACCACACUUUCAAAUGGUCUAACGGUGAUUUCGAAACCAGGAAACUCAAAACUCUCUUCUAUUGGACUCUACCUCAAUUCAGGAGCUAGAUCAGAGAACGCAUAUAACUCCGGUGUUUCAACCUUGUUUGGAAAUGUUCUCAAGAAUUCGUCGAUCGCUAAGAAGGCACUAAAUUCCGGUGUCAAGGUUUCUUCGACUAACGCCAAAGAGCUUACUGGAGCAGCAGUUGCUUCAUUUGCACCGGGAAAUGCUGAUGCUGCUAUAUCUACACUUGGGGAAUUGGUUAAGAAUGCUUCAAAGUUGGCCGAGGAUCGGGUUACGGUCUCGGAGGAGGUUGCCAAGGCAGCAACUUUUGCUGAAGAUUUUGAAAAUGAUUCAAAAAAGAUGGUUGUCGAACAUAUGACAGCCACAGCUUUUCAAGGUACUUCGCUUGCACUUCCUUCCUACGGUAAGGCUGAGACUUUGUCAAUUUUAGAGAGCCAGGAUAUUUCUGACUUCAUUGGAAAGAACCUUUUGGCUGCAAAUACCGCCUUGGUCGCUUACGGUUCGGAUAUUUCUCACGAGAAGCUUGUUGAAGCAGCCUCCAAACUUUCCAUUAAGGACGGCUCGCGUGCGCCAUAUCCAGCCACGUCGUUUUUGGGCUCUGAUGUGCGUUUGAGGGAUGACACUUUGCCAAAAGCUUAUGUUGCAAUUUCCGUCAAGACUCCAGGUGCCAAAUCCGACAAGGAUUACUUCACUGGUUUGGUCGCAGCUCACAUUAACGGUGAGUUUGUGGGACAUGAUUCGCUAUACACACAGUUCGAGGGAUCCAAAUUGUCCCAACUGGUGUAUGCAAGCAGCUUGGGUGAUUACUACAAGCAUUUCCAGCUUGCUUACUCGGACAUUGGCCUUUGGGGUGCUCUUAUGACUUCUCCAAAUAUCGGCUGUGUCGAUGAGUUGAUUCACUUCACUUUGAAGAGCUGGAACAGAAUGUCUACUAGGACAAUUACGGAUGCUGAGCUCCAGAAGGCUAAGCAGGAGAUCAAGUUGUCUCUUUCUAGCAUCAACACCGACUCUGCAGCACAGACUGAGAAGCUAGCAGAUUCAUUCUUCUCCAAGGGACUUCUAUACUCUGAUGGUGAACUUAUACAGAACAUUGACAGUAUUACCCUCAAAGAUAUCGCAACUUGGGCCGACAAAUACUUGUACGACCAGGAUAUUGCUCUUGCUGCUACUGGACAGAUCGAGGAUGUGUUCGACUACAACAGAAUCAGAAAUGACAUGUCUAUGCUCAGAUGGUGA